Messenger RNA from Eucalyptus grandis, 2196 nucleotides. RefSeq lists its product as uncharacterized. The record is from RefSeq and is a predicted model, not a curated record. Gene Ontology annotation, molecular function: protein binding. The transcript is spliced from 13 exons. NCBI's taxonomy places the organism in Eukaryota, Viridiplantae, Streptophyta, Magnoliopsida, Myrtales, Myrtaceae. The coding region runs from base 408 to 2132 and encodes 574 amino acids.
CACCGGCUAUCAGCUUACGGAGUUCCUUGGGUUACCAAAAAAAAAGUAGAGCUUGAAACCUUAUCCUUUUUAUCUCUCUCUUUCCUUUUCUUGCAGGUAUGGAUUCAGUAAGGAAAAUCAUGGCUUGUGUAAGUUGCAAGGCAAGAACUCGAGAAUCUAGUGAAGAAUUGACAGAGAUGGAAAAGCAAAGAAUUUGGAUAGAGUCAAACCAUUCUUCCCCUCGCCCUUCUCAAAUGGUACAAUUUCAGGAUAAAGCAACCUGCGAAAAGCAAGAGAAUGAAGCAACUGCACCUUGGAAACGAAGAACAAAAGCUGCCAUGAUAAAUAACCGUCAUUGAUUACCUCAACAACCAUCAUUUAAUCAAACCCUUGAGACUUCAGAUCAAGUUAAAUCUUCAACGUUGAGAAUGGCUUCGUUCGAGAUGUACAGAGAAGCCGAUCCCGUAAUGUCGAAGGAGAUUAGGGAUGUUGUACCAGCGCAUUAUGUGCUCAAGAUUAAGUCCUUCUCUUUGUUUGCGAAGAACAACAUGGGGAAGUAUGAAUCGGGCGAGUUCGAAGCAGGAGGCUAUAAAUGGAAACUGAUCCUCUAUCCCAAUGGAGACAAGAGCCGAAACGGAGAAGGUCACAUCUCCAUAUAUCUGGCGAUUUCAGGGACGAAUCCUCUCCAACUUGGUGGGCCGAUUCACGUGGCCGUCAGGUUCUCUUUGUACGAUCAAAUUUGCGAUAGAUAUUUGACUGAACAAGGAAGUGUCACGAGGUUUCACGCAUUGAAAGCCGAAUGGGGAGUUCCGAGAUACAUGCCGUUGAAAACUUUCGCCGACUUGUCGAGUGGGUACCUUGUGGACGACACCUGCAUCUUCGGUGUGGAGGUUUUCGUCAUCAAGAGUUCGGGAGUCGGCGAAUGUUUGACGCUGAAGGCGAGUGCAUCGUAUACUCACCAAUGGAAGAUAUCGAGGCUCCCAAGCUUGGGGGAGGAUUAUCUAUACUCUGAUGUAUUCACUGUUGGAGAUCAUAAAUGGAAGGUGUGGCUAUGCCCGAGGGGUGACUACUCUAACAGGGGCCAAAGCCUUUCCAUUUCUCUCGGUUUAGUGGAGGCGGACAAAUUGGCUUCUGGUCAGAAAGUGAACGCGAGAUAUGUCAUUCGGUUAAAAGGCCCAAACAACUUUGUACAUCAGCCGGAAGCUCAGACUACAUCGUUCAGUAGCUCCACUGUGUGGUGGGGUUGGCCGUCUUUCAUGCCGCUGAAAACGGCCAUGGGUCAAGGUUGCGAACAUCCAAUGUUAAGAAUGACUUCUUUCGAGACAUGCAAUGAAGCCAACCCUGAGAACAAAAUAGAGAAGCAUGAAUCAGGCGAGUUCGAAGCGGGAGGCUAUAAAUGGAAAUUGAUCCUCUAUCCCAAUGGAGACAAAAGCCAAGACGUUGGAGAUCACAUCUCCAUAUAUCUGGCAUUUUCAGGGUCGAGUCCCCUCCAACUUGGUGACCCGAUUCACGUGGCCGUCAGGUUCUCUUUGUAUGAUCAAAUCCGCGAUAAAUUUUUUACUGAACAAGAAAGAGUCACGAGGUUCCAUGCGUUCAAAGCCGAAUGGGGAGUUCCGAGAUACAUGCCGUUGCAAACUUUUCGCGACCGGUCUAAAGGGUUCCUUGUAGACGACACUUGUGUCUUUGGUGCGGAGGUUUUCGUUAUCAAGGGUUCGGCAGUUGGCGAAUGUUUGACGCUAAAAAAGAGCACAUGGUAUACUCAUGAAUGGAACAUAUGUAGGUUGUCGAGCUUGGAGGAUACAUGUUUAUACUCUGAUGCAUUCACUGUUGGAGACUAUAAAUGGAAGGUGUUGCUAUACCCAAGGGGUGAUCCGGCUUGCAGGGGUAAAAACCUUUCGGCGUUUCUCUCUUUAGUUGAUUCGGACAAAUUGGCUUCUGGUCAGAAAGUGAACGCGAAAUACACCAUUCGUUUAAAACGCCAAUGCAAACAGGUGCAGUCAAAAGAUGCUACCAGUUGGUUCAGUAGCUCCGCAUUCGAAUGGGGUUGGCGGUCUUUCAUGCCAUUGAAAACAGUCUGCGAAUGCCAAACAAAUGAUUCAUGGCUCAUCGAGGCUGAAGUCACGGUGCUUGGCACAACUAGCAAAUUGCCAUGACAGCAAUAUAUGUAACUAGAUGUGUUUAUAAACAAUAAUACAUGGAUUGGAUGUGAUCAUGCAA